Molecule: messenger RNA, 255 nt
Organism: Letharia columbiana
Lineage: Eukaryota; Fungi; Ascomycota; Lecanoromycetes; Lecanorales; Parmeliaceae
Exons: 3
Coding region: 1-255 (84 amino acids)
Biological process (GO): mitochondrial respiratory chain complex IV assembly
Cellular component (GO): mitochondrial intermembrane space
Source: RefSeq, a predicted model, not a curated record
AUGACGAGCCAGAUGAGUGGUAAAUAUCGAAAAUCCAGAGAUCCAAAGCUCCAAAGCUCCAAAGAUCCAACACUGAUUGUGGCGGUCAGGGACAAGAGAAUAUUCAGCACAGGUUGCUCAGCUGAACAAGCAAAGAUGAACGACUGCUACUUCGAUAAAAAGGACUGGAGGACCUGCAGGAAGGAGAUGGAAAUCUUCAGAGAAUGCUGGAAGAGGCAGGGGAACGAUCAGAGGACAGAGACGAAGGACGCUUAA